CCGAAGGUAAACCCGAUGGCCAUUGCGCAAAGGCUCCUCAUCAGUAUGUCCUGCGAGGCCAACGCGCAACACUGGCCAAGGACUGCCGUUCUGCUCUUAGGAUUGCUCCUAUUUGGGAUUGUGUCCUCCAGUCCGCUUCCGAGUAGGACUAAUAGGACAACUUUACUGGAGAAGCGAUGGGAGAGCCUCUUCUCCCGCUCCGUGCUGGGGAUCUCUGGAGAGAGAUCAGAGGCGAACUGGGAGAAUGACUAUUUGCUGGGCAUCAAAAGAGUGCGGAGGCUAUACUGCAAUGUAGGCAUCGGGUUUCAUCUUCAGGUCCUCCCAGACGGCAAGAUAAACGGUGUACAUAAUGAGAACCAGUACAGUCUCAUAGAGAUCUCCACUGUGGCCAGAGGAGUGAUUAGCCUGUACGGUGUGAAAAGCGAGCUGUUUGUCGCAAUGAAUAACAGAGGAAGGUUGUACGGAACGGCUACCUUUAAAGACGAAUGCAAGUUCAAGGAGACCCUGCUGCCAAAUAACUACAAUGCCUACGAGUCCUCCGUUUACAAGGGAUUCUAUGUCGCUCUCAGCAAACGUGGCCGAGCGAAGCGAGGCAACAAGGCCACCACCGCCAUGACGGUCACCCACUUCCUCCCUCGAAUAUGAGCAGACUCUUGCAAUAAUUCUUCAUUUGCGCUGAUCUCCCCGAGAGGUCUGAAAACUGACUCACAAACAUACAAUGAACUGCAAGAAUAUCACCAAAAUAGUACUUUACUGUUUUUUAUAUGUAUAUUUGGAUAGGUCAGCUUUUUAUUAGGAUCACUGAAUAUGCUAUCCGUCGCUGCUUACUUUUAUUUAUAUAUUAUUGAUUAUGGAUGUGGAGGCUCUCCCAGCCCUCCUUUCUGUAAUCAGGUGCUUGUCAAGAAUCAAACAGAUUUUAGGACGGAUUAUUGAAGUCCUCCUUGGCUUUUUACAGUGAAAUUAUGUUUUUUAUUACCUCAAAGAGCUACCUAGAUGGUUUAAAAGGAUGCAUGGAGUUACGCUUGUUAUUUUUAGUUCUGUCUGAGCCGACACAAGCAUAAGUCUUUAUUUUUUUAUCUUUGACUUUAUUUUCUUUCUGUUUUUCUCAUGCUGUGGGAUUGUGUGAGCACUUAUAAGGAAGCAGAUCACUCUUGCUGCAUGUCACGCUGAGGUGCCUUGGCAUUCCCACACAGCGCCCCUUUAACAUGCAUGCUCUGAACGCCACGGUGCGUCAGAAAUAGGGCUGAUAUGUUAGCCAGGGCCCCGCAGGGACUGUCCCACAAGGGCCCCGGAGAGGGGUGAGGGGGAUGGGUGUGCAUCUCUGCUUUAUUUUACUUUUCUCUAAUUAGAGAACGCCGCAUGAGACGUGAGAGCGGCUCGUAAACACUGAUCAUCUCUGGUGUUCAGCAUCUGAUGUUGACUCAGAAAUGAGGUGAAACUUUAGCCCCAUUCACAUGGUAAUCACAGUAAAUUGCCAU
Sinocyclocheilus grahami is the source of this 1478-nucleotide messenger RNA. RefSeq names its product fibroblast growth factor 6-like. The transcript is spliced from 3 exons. Bases 16 to 645 code for a protein of 209 amino acids. Gene Ontology annotation, molecular function: growth factor activity. NCBI's taxonomy places the organism in Eukaryota, Metazoa, Chordata, Actinopteri, Cypriniformes, Cyprinidae. The record is from RefSeq and is a predicted model, not a curated record.